This is a messenger RNA of Cherax quadricarinatus, 2432 nucleotides long. RefSeq names its product probable ATP-dependent RNA helicase DHX35. Gene Ontology annotation, cellular component: catalytic step 2 spliceosome; intracellular anatomical structure. The record is from RefSeq and is a predicted model, not a curated record. Gene Ontology annotation, molecular function: RNA binding; helicase activity; ATP hydrolysis activity. Lineage: Eukaryota; Metazoa; Arthropoda; Malacostraca; Decapoda; Parastacidae.
AUACCGACAAGAUGUGGAAAAAGACAUUUAUGUACAGUUUAAGACAUUUAUUAAAGGAAACUUUUUGCCACGAGUGGCUUCAGUCCUAUUACUAAAGAAGCCACUCGUGGCGAAGCGUUUCCCUUAAUGUCCUGAACUGUACAUAAGUACCUUUUUCUGCUAAUUUAGUGUGUACACCAUGCUCAUCCUUUGAGCGGUAACAUACAAAAAAAUCAAGAUUUCGCACAUUAAGACGUAUUGUACUUUGUACUGCUGUCAACAUGUGAGAAAAACAUAAGAAUUGAUGUGUUUUUUUGUUUGGUAGUUCAGCCAAAAAAUGUCUUUGAAAUCAAGAUUUUUGAAACCAGGUGAUGGUGUUUAUACAGAGGACCGCAGUGAUGUUGACCAAACAAGUGGAACAACGUUUAUAUAUAAUCCACAUCGCUCUUUGUCAAUUGAAAAACAGCGCCAACGAUUGCCAGUAUUCACAGCACGUAACUCCAUAUUGUACUUGGUGGAGAAGUACCAAACUACAAUAGUAGUUGGAGAAACAGGCUCAGGAAAGAGCACACAAAUUCCACAGUAUCUUAGAGAAGCAGGUUGGACAUCUGAUGGGGUAAUUGCCAUAGCACAACCCCGCCGUGUUGCAUGCACGACUCUAGCUGAACGUGUUGCAGAGGAAUGUGAUGUGAUACUUGGAAAAGAAGUUGGAUACUCCAUACGCUUUGAUGACUAUAGCACUCCUGGUACUACACAGAUUAAAUAUAUGACUGAGGGACUGUUGGUUCGAGAGAUGAUGGCUGAUCCUUUAUUAAGACAGUACUGUGUUGUUAUGCUUGAUGAAGUCCAUGAGCGAACACUCUACACUGACAUUGUACUUGGACUCUUGAAGAAAAUUCUUCGUAGACGGAAAAAUUUGCGCCUCAUCAUCUCCUCGGCAACUGUUGAUGCAGAUCACUUGUAUAACUUCUUUAAUUACAACACUACAAAGGACAAGAGUAAAGACACUGCAUCUGUGCUGUCAGUAGAGGGAAGAAAUCAUCUUGUUGAUAUCUGCUAUCUUAAAGAAGCCACUGCUGAUUAUGUGAAAUGCAGUGCAGAAACAGUGAUGAAGAUUCAUCUCAGAGAGGGCCCAGGUGAUGUCUUAGUCUUUCUCACUGGUUUAGAGGAAGUAGACACAUGUUCUUCGCUUCUCAACCAACAUGCAGCAUCCCUUAAGAAAACUGAUGGUUCCCUUCUUGUUUUACCAAUGCAUGGUGCCCUGAGAAACAGUGACCAACUGAGAGUGUUCCAGAUUUCACCACCAGGAGUCAGGAAAGUGAUUGUGGCCACCAAUAUUGCUGAGACAUCCAUUACCAUACCAGGCAUUGUAUAUGUUGUAGACUGUGGAUUUGUGAAACUUCGAUGGUACAACCCCAGUGGUCAUACAGAUGCCCUUGUAGUUGUCCCUAUUUCCCAAGCAUCAGCCAUUCAGAGGGCAGGAAGAGCAGGACGAACCCGUUCAGGAAAAGUAUACAGAUUAUACCCUGAAGAAGAAUUUAACAAAUUUAGUGAAGUUACACCUCCAGAGAUGGUUCGUACAAACCUUUCUUCAGCUGUUCUCAACUUAAUGGCUUUAGGAAUUGAAAACAUGCUGAGAUUCGACUUUUUGUCACCUCCACCAGCUAAACAUUUAAUAUCUGCAUUAGAUGAACUGUUUGCAUUGGGGGCUCUCAGUGAAGAGGGCACUCUUACUAAGCCACUGGGACAACAAAUGGCAGAGUUUCCCUUACCUCCUCAGUUAGCCAAGAUUUUACUCGUUUCAGGUGACUUUGGGUGUUCACAAGAAAUUCUGUCAAUUGUGGCAAUGUUGCAGGUUCAAAAUAUAUUCAUGAUACCUCGAGGUCAAGAGCGCCGUGCUCGUGCUAUCCAUAGAAACUUUCAGGUUAAUGAAGGAGACUUAAUAACACUACUAAACGUGUUCACUGCUUACAAAAAGCAAGAAGAGUCAAAACAUUGGUGCAUGAAGAAAUUCAUCAAUCACCGUGCUCUACGCAGAGCAGUUGAGAUUAGAGGAAGAAUGGAAAAACUUUUAGCAAACUUUAACAUUCCAAUAACUUCCAGUGAAGGUGGUGUAGAUGCUGUGUGUAAAUGCAUCACUGCUGGUAUGUUCCCAAAUGCAGCCUACCUCCACCAUUCGGGUACCUAUCGAACUGUGAGGGGCAACCAGGUGCUGUGUAUUCAUCCCUCUUCUGUACUCUACACUGAAAUGCAACCACAGUGGUUUGUCCUAUACUUUAAUCUACAGGUGUUAUUCCAUGAAGUGCUGCACACAUCACAAAUGUUUAUGCGUGACUUGACAGUCAUUGACCCAGCUUGGCUGCUAGAGCUUGCACCACAUUUCUAUGAAAAAAGGACUAUGCAAAAUUAAUAAAACAUACAAAACUGCAAAUAAAAAUUUUAUUACACAGGAU